UUGGCAUAUGCUUAGUUUAGCAGUGAUGACCUCCAAUAUCACACUUGUUUUCUUGUUGAUGAUGUGCUUGGCAGCGGCAGUAGCAGCAGCAGCAACCCCUGGAGUCGCCGGAGGUAAUGGGCUCUUGCAUACAAUCCCUUCCAAAAACUCUCUGGCUCACUGCCCUUCUACCUGCGGCGACAUUGGCUUCUCCUACCCAUUUGGGAUCGGCCAUGGCUGCUUCCGGCAAGGUUUCGAGCUCAUCUGCGACAACACCACUCAUCCUCCCACACUGCUCCUGGCAAACACUACAACUAAGGUCAUCGGCCAAUCAGGCCGGACACUAGAGGUGAUAGAAAUCCCAGCCAUUGCCUUCAACAUCGCGAUGAACAACAGCAGCAUCAUCGACUACAUCCGAUACUGGGUUUCUCCUGCCAAUGGUUUCACCAUCGUGAACGAGAGCACCCUGUUCGUUAUCGGAUGUGGGAUCGAGGCGUGCCUGUUCGAUCUUGACACGAACGAGACCAUGGGUUCUUGCAUCACCAUGUGUUCUGACAAUUUGGGGAUCAUGGAGAUGCACGAUGGGGAUUGUACCGGCAUCGGUUGCUGCCAUAUCAUCGUGAGAAGGGAGCUGCGUCGGUUUUGGUUAAAGCUUGAUCAUCCGGAUGAUAGAACAACACCGCGAUCAUAUCGGGUGUUGUCUCGUGCUCAGGUUUUCAUCCUGCCAACAAUUAACAGCUAUCAAUUCAAUACGAAUGAUCUUGUUUCGUCCAGCUGGAUGAACACGAGCUCCAUUGGUGGUACUCUUCUCCGUGGUGCCAUCAUGGACCAGGAGACUUGUCCAGGUGCAUCAGCGAGCAAAGCAACCUAUGCUUGCACCACUAACACCAAUUGCUUCAAUGCUACAAAUGGAGGAUAUUACUGUUCCUGCCGCAAUGAUGUCACCGAUGGCAAUCCUUACGUUAACCUUGGCUGCAGUGACGACCCUGGUAUAACAAUUGGAAUUGGGUGUGGCCUUGGCUCAAUCAUUCUUGCACUCGGUGCAAUAGUACUAAUCAACAAGUGGAAGAGAGGUGUACAAAAGAGAAUUCGAAGGGCACACUUCAAGAAAAACCAAGGCCUACUCUUGGAACAAUUGAUAUUAGAUGAAAAAGCACAAGAUAAAACAAAGAUAUUCUCCUUGGAGGAACUAGAGAAGGCAACGAACUACUUUGAUGCUACUCGUGUACUUGGCUCUGGAGGGCAUGGCACAGUUUACAAAGGGAUUUUGUCCAAUCAAUGCAUAGUAGCCAUUAAAAUGUCCAAAAUAGCGGAGCAAACAGAGAUAGAUCAAUUUAUCAAUGAAGUUGCUAUAUUAUCGCAAAUCAUUCAUCGCAAUGUGGUAAAGCUUUUUGGGUGUUGUCUUGAAGCAGAGGUGCCUUUAUUGGUGUAUGAGUUCAUAUCCAAUGGGACACUAUAUGAUAUUCUUCACAGUGAUGUAAGUGUUAAAUGCUUGCUAUCAUGGGAUGACCGUAUUAGGAUUGCAGUAGAAGCCGCAGGAGCUCUUGCUUACCUACACUCAGCUGCAGCAAUUCCAAUUUACCAUAGAGAUGUCAAAUCUUCUAAUAUAUUGUUGGACGACAACUUUACUACAAAGGUUUCUGACUUUGGAGCUUCAAGAACCAUGUCACUUGAUCAAACUCAUGUUAUGACAAAUGUACAAGGCACAUUUGGUUACUUAGAUCCAGAGUACUACUACACUGGCCAACUAACAGCGAAGAGUGAUGUCUAUAGUUUUGGAGUUAUACUUGUCGAGCUUCUAGUAAGAAAGAAGUCGAUUUUUAUAAAUGACCAAGGUACAAAACAAAGCUUGGCUCAUUACUUUGUGGAAGGGCAUCAACAAGGAGUAGUCAUGGAGAUCUUGGAUUCGCAAGUUAUGGAAGAGGCAAACCGGGAAGAAAUUGAUGAAAUUGUCUCAAUUGCAGAAUCAUGCUUGAAAACAAAAGGAGAAGAGAGACCUACCAUGAAAGAAGUAGAAAUGAGGUUGCAGUUUGUUAGAACUAUAAGACAAAGAAAGUGCCAACAAUUUCCAGUAACAGAAGGAGAAAUUGAGCAUUUCCCAUUCCCAAAUACUAGUAACUCUUCAGAUGGCAGGUUCAGCCAUUCUACUGGUUUAACUUGCGACUCUGUCUCUGGAAGUUACAGCUUGGAGCAACAAUUUUCUUCAUCAAUCAAUUUGCCACGAUAACCAUUGGUGCAACAAUACAUUUGACUUGUAGGUGCUUGUUAAGAUGAAUUUG
Oryza sativa Japonica Group (Japanese rice) is the source of this 2258-nucleotide messenger RNA. Lineage: Eukaryota; Viridiplantae; Streptophyta; Magnoliopsida; Poales; Poaceae. The record is from RefSeq and is a predicted model, not a curated record.